Echinostoma caproni is the source of this 1542-nucleotide messenger RNA. Lineage: Eukaryota; Metazoa; Platyhelminthes; Trematoda; Plagiorchiida; Echinostomatidae. The record is from the annotation of a GenBank genome assembly.
AUGAUUCCAAGUGUACGCCUUAGCGAGAAAUUGGAGAAAACUGCUUAUGUCCGAAUAGUAACCUGUGCCCUGAGUAAUGGGGAGUAUACCUACAGACAUUUACCCGGAUUGUACGUGUUAGAACUGGUGCCUGGUUGUGAGGCUCAGUUGGACGGACGAUUGCAAAAAGACGAUCAGAUUUUGGAAAUAAACGGCAUUGAUCUCUCGGACGGGACCCAAGAGCAGGCUGCACACAUCAUUAACACCGCUGCAGAUUGGGUGAACUUCAAGGUCAGUCGACGACAUCGUGCAGACACACCAGAUAUUUUGCGCAUCACAAACGGUUCGGACGAACAGGUGCAACUGCUCUCCUCUCCGCUUCGUUCACUGCGGUUGAAUGCUGCGGACUCGGUCAAUCCUAGCCUUGUUAUAUCCGAUUCCCUGACCCGCUCAACGGUAACCGAGCGAAAAAGACGUGUCGGAUCCCGUCAGUCUAAUCGCAGUCUCUGCUCCCCGCCAACUUCCUCACGUACGGCAGACAGUAGUUCUUUGCACGCAUUUCGUAUUCCCUCCACUGCUUCCGCGUCCAUCUCUUCCUCGUUGUCCUCAUCCACUGAACCAUUCACAGUGUCCAAAUCCACUUCCCAGUUACUUGUGGAUGAAGAGGAUCAUAUGAGCAGUACGAAAGAGGUCACCGUGACUACGGCCUCAGGAAGUCCGCAGCGCAGUGAAUCGGCAGUCUAUGCUCCACAAUCCGUCACUCCACAAUUUUUUGCUCCCCGGCAGACGUGUCCGGAGCGAACUGUGGUAGUGCACAAGACACCCGAGGAACCAUUGGGUAUCUCAGUUGCCGGCGGUCGACAUUCACAACGAGGUGACACUCCUAUUUAUGUGACCAACAUCAGCCCGGACUGCGUCUUGGGUCGCGAGAAAUUGGUCAAACGUGGAGAUGUUCUGCUUGAAGUGAACGGAGUCGGUUUGGUCGGUUUGACCCACAACGAAGCAGUAGAUGUUAUUCGUCGAGCUAGUUCUAUGCAGUCACAGGUGGAUUUGCGCCUGAUCGACGCACCAGAAACAGGAGAAGGACCGGAAAACUUCAUGCCCUCCUGGACAUUCUGGUUAAAGUUGCCUCCCGUUUGUCAGCUGGCGCGAACUAUACGUUUGGUGCGUAAUUUCCAGUCUUCUUCGUCCUCAUCCACCCUGGGUGGAUUAGAACCGCUUGGUUUCACCAUCAUCGGCGGUCUAGGUGAUGGAGGGACAAAUGGACGGACCCGAUGCAGCCCUCAAUCUGGAACGGAAUCAUUUGCAGAUCCGACCGAUUCACCUCAGCGAGGGCAUCCAGGUGGCUACACAAACCUCUACCCUUGUCCUAUUGUGAUCAAAUCCAUUGUUCCUGGUUUUCUGGCCUCUCGUGAUGGUCGACUAAAAUGCGGCGAUCUUAUUUUAGCUGUAAACAACGUGUCCAUGUUGAACAUACCUCAUGCGUCCGCAGUUCGCCUGCUUAAACAGCUCCAAGGUGACGUGGCUCUUCAAAUCAUCUCUUGGCCUGGAACUAUCGUAUAG